AGACCACACUCUUUUUAGCAAAUAGGAAAGUCAAUCAAAAUUUAUCAAGGAGAGGAUGAGUUUUAGAGAGAUUUCUGAAGAUACAAGCACCGAAAAUGGUGAUUCCAAUUUUUCUAAUACAGAUGCACUCAUCUUCGGAAGUGCUGAUAUUUCAGGUGGGGAUACAAGUAUGAUCUCAGGUCCCAAUACGGCUUCAUCUUCAUCUUCAUCUUACUGGAGUGUAGAUCACCACCACCAGCAGAUCUCGACUGCUGCUGGCGGUUGUGAUGAUGAUAAUGAGUUGAUUGUAUCAUCUGCAUCUUCCAGGAUAUUAAAUGAUGAUUUCAGGGCAUUUACUUCAGUUGCUGGUUCUGAACUUGGUUUGCGUUUGAAUACUGGUGAUGCUGAAGGAGUGAAUAACGAAACUAGUAAUAUGCUUGUACAAAUAUCAAUAGCUUGUUUCGAGGCAAUCCAACAGAACAACCUAAAUCUGGCUGAUACACUUGUCACUGACUUAAGAAAGUUUGCAGAUUCACAAAUUGGAGAUAUGAAGAAAGUGGCGACUGAUUUUGCACAAGCGUUGGAUCAAAUGAUUAUUCACGGAACGAAUAUUCCACAAUCCAUUCAUCAAAAUCCUAAAUUAAGAAGUUUAAAGUUAAUGUUUUUAAGAAAGGUAUAUGUUCCUGUAUUUACCGGAAAGGAAAUUAAAAGAGUAGGAGGUAGUACUUUUGAUGUGGCGUUGGUUGAUGUUAAUAGCGGAGAAAUCGUUGACUCUGCACCAGAAGCCUCCGUGACAGUGGAGAUUGUUGUUCUGAGGGGAGAUUUUGGUGGUGAUGGAAGAGAUAAUUGGACUUCUGAAGAGUUCGAUAGCAAUAUUGUGCGCCAUAGGGAAGAUGUGAAUAAGCCUCUUUUUUCAGGAACAGUACACAUUAGACUGAAUAGAGGCAUAGGUUUAAUAGAUAAAAUCAAUUUUUCUCACUAUACAAACUAUAUGAAGACUAAUGUGUUCUGUCUAGGUGCAAGAGUUAUUGAAUGUUUCGAUGGUACGCGACUAAAAGAAGCAAAGACAGAACCCUUCACUGUCAAGGAUGCGCGCGUAGCUGCUAUUUGCAGGCAAAGAGACCAAAGGAAUCAAAAAGGAAAAAAUGCAAUCCUGCAGCACUUGAGCAUCACAAAGAAAAGGGAAAGAAAUGAAUUACAACACCUGAGCAACACAAAGAAGAAAAUGCGCCAUUCAAGGAGCACAGAUAAUUCAGCAGAAUCAAGUGAAGAUAGCCACAAUCCUAGUAUCUGACUGAAGAUAUCGAUUUACUCAUGCACAUAGUUAAUAUGGACAUGAAUCAGCAAAUCGUCUCAAUCAAGAAAUCCCUCAAUAUCCUUGAUUGAGAGAACCACCUUACAAGAGCAAACAACCAAUCUAUAUAAACAUCCCUUAGCUUUAGUUGUGAAGUACACACUUCACUUGAACUUGUAUUGUUUUGUUCUUUUUGACUUUCAUAAAACUCUGAAUUCUCUCGAGUAUACAAUUGAAAAAGAAAGGUCAGAGUGUAGGUUAUACUGGUAGAUAUUGUGUCAAAAUAGAAGAUUGGAUUUUUUACCGUGUUUGUUAAGUAUAAGUUUUCGACGAAUGAGAUUCCACUAGCUCCGCCGCUGCCUGAA
This is a messenger RNA of Solanum tuberosum (potato), 1638 nucleotides long. RefSeq lists its product as uncharacterized. Bases 56 to 1273 code for a protein of 405 amino acids. Gene Ontology annotation, molecular function: sequence-specific DNA binding; DNA-binding transcription factor activity; calmodulin binding. The transcript is spliced from 2 exons. The record is from RefSeq and is a predicted model, not a curated record. NCBI's taxonomy places the organism in Eukaryota, Viridiplantae, Streptophyta, Magnoliopsida, Solanales, Solanaceae. Gene Ontology annotation, cellular component: nucleus. Gene Ontology annotation, biological process: regulation of salicylic acid biosynthetic process.